Messenger RNA from Anopheles marshallii, 864 nucleotides. RefSeq lists its product as uncharacterized. Lineage: Eukaryota; Metazoa; Arthropoda; Insecta; Diptera; Culicidae. The record is from RefSeq and is a predicted model, not a curated record. Bases 1 to 864 code for a protein of 287 amino acids. The transcript has 3 exons.
AUGAGGAACCUUCUGAUCGAUCAGAUCCGCGAAGAUGGGUUCGCCGUGAUCGAUGACUUUCUGACAGCGGACGAGAUACAAGAUCUGUUAAAGAAUGGCCAGAACCUCCACAAGGAUGCACCGAAGGAGGAGCGGAAAGUGUUCAGCGCGAACGCGGACGGCAAAUCGGCCCAAAGCCGGGAGCAGUAUUUCCUCGACAGUGCGGACAAGGUGCGAUAUUUCUUCGAGGAAGGUGCCGUCGGUGAAAACGGUGAGCUGCUGGUCGAUCCAUCGAUUGCGCUGAACAAGGUGGGACAUGCCCUGCACACGGAACAUCCAGCAUUCGAGGAGAUCACGUUUUCGAACCGCGUGAAGGAAGUAUGCUGGCAGCUGGGAUUCCGACGACCGGCCGUCGCGCAGAGCAUGUACAUCUUCAAAAAUCCGGGCAUUGGCGGGGAGGUAAAGUCACAUCAGGACGCCACCUACCUCUACACGGAACCGAGCACAACGAUCGGUUUCUGGAUACCGCUCGAGGAUGCCACACUGCAGAACGGGUGUCUGCACUUUAUCAAAGGUUCCCACAAAAGCGGUGUCCACCGGCGAUGGAUCCGCAAUCCGGACAAAAAUGCCGACGAACUGCUCGUCUACGAUCGACCGGCACCGCUCUACCCGCAGUCCAACUUUGUCGCCGUACCGGUAAAGGCCGGUUCAUGCGUCCUCAUCCACAGCCAGGUCGUGCACCGGAGCGAGGCAAACAAAUCCGAACGUAGCCGGCACGCGUACACCUUCCACGUGAUCGAAACCGAAGACUGUGACUAUUCCAAAGAAAACUGGCUCCAACCGGCGGAGGAUCGCGCAUUUCCGGUGCUGUACGAACGUAAAUAG